CGUUCCUCCCAUCGCGCCUUCCUCCCGGUUGGCUCGGCACGUACCAUCGUCCCGCCCAGGCGGCCUGCGAUUGGUCCGCGCCGCGGUCCCUCACCCGCCCGUGGGAUCGCCCGGCUCUUCUGGCUCUCGGCUCCGGAGACGCGCCUCCGCUCUCCUUCUGCGCCGACCAGCGCGUCUCAGUGCGUCCGUGGACCAAAGAGCAGCAGCAGCAGCGGCGGCGGUGCGCUCCUCUUCCUCCCGCGCUCCUCUUCCUCCAGAGCCGCAGGCAUCCCGCACCGUGCACGCCCCCCGCGGCGGCACACGCACGCACGCGGAGGAGGGAAACGGCCGGCUUGAGAUUUACGCGUUUUCUUCAUUUCCCCCGAUGGUAACCAGCGCCGCGCGGCCGGAGACAUGUGGAAUAAUCCGGGCAAAGUGCGCCGCGGCGCGCUCGUGUGUCUGCUGCUGGCGCUGUGCGCCGAGGUGUCUCGGUCCACCGGGUACUUCGAGCUGCAGCUGAUGUCGGUGGGGAACCCCGCCGGGCAGCUGCUGAACGGCGACUGCUGCGACGCGGAGAGGAGCGCGUCGGAGGGCUCGUGCGGCCCCGACGAGUGCGACACGUACUUCCGCGUGUGCUUGAAGGAAUACCAGACCGAGGUCACGACCAACGGGGCGUGCACGUACGGCUCGGAGACCACCAAGGUCCUCGGGGGGAAUACUUUUCAGUUCAGAGGCGGCCAGAAGUCCGGGCAGAACCGGAACAGCGACGCCGGGAGGAUCCUCAUCCCGUUCCAGUUCGCCUGGCCGGUAAGUGGACGUCGGCGGGCGCGCGCAGCAGCAGCAGGUGCGCGGGCACCAGGGUCACGCAGGAGAUGCGUUCAGGGUCACGGGCAUCAGUUAGAGAAGUGCAAUUCAUUUGGCGCAAUUGCCGCAUAUCUGUAUCGGGGAGGGGGUCACAGGUUCGAUUCCCGCAACAGCUGA
Messenger RNA from Gasterosteus aculeatus aculeatus (three-spined stickleback), 960 nucleotides. The record is from RefSeq and is a predicted model, not a curated record. NCBI's taxonomy places the organism in Eukaryota, Metazoa, Chordata, Actinopteri, Perciformes, Gasterosteidae.